This is a messenger RNA of Solanum verrucosum, 1850 nucleotides long. Its product is annotated as indole-3-acetic acid-amido synthetase GH3.10-like. Gene Ontology annotation, molecular function: acid-amino acid ligase activity. The record is from RefSeq and is a predicted model, not a curated record. The transcript is spliced from 5 exons. NCBI's taxonomy places the organism in Eukaryota, Viridiplantae, Streptophyta, Magnoliopsida, Solanales, Solanaceae. Gene Ontology annotation, cellular component: cytoplasm. Bases 32 to 1840 code for a protein of 602 amino acids.
UCUUGUGGUGACUACAUUUUUAGCCUAGCAAAUGGAACCAUCAGUAGAUAAGUCCAAUUAUUACACUGACACUGAUGAGAUGAUCAAUUGGUUCGAGAAAUCCGCUGAAAAUGCUGCCGCUGUACAGCGGCAGACGCUUCGGCGGAUUCUUGAACUCAACCAUGGUGUUGAGUACCUAAAAAAAUGGCUUGGAGAUAUUAGACUUCAAGAUGAAAAUGCUAUGGAAUCACUUUAUGCUACUAUGGUUCCUCUUGCUUCUCAUGCAGAUUUUGAGCCUUAUAUACAUAGAAUUGCUGAUGGUGAAAAAGCUCCUUUACUCACUCAAGACCCUAUGAAAACUUUAUCCUUAAGUUCUGGAACCACAGAGGGAAGACAGAAAUUUGUACCAUUUACUCACCAUAGUUCCCAAACAACUCUUCAAAUUUUCAAAUUGGCAGCAGCUUAUAGAUCAAGGAUUUAUUCAAUAAGAGAAGGUGGAAAAGUUCUUGAAUUUAUAUAUAGCAGCAAACAAUACAAAACAAAAGGGGGAUUAAUAGUAGGAACAGCCACAACACAUUAUUAUGCUAGUGAAGAAUUCAAGAUUAAACAACAACACACAAAGUCUUUUACUUGUAGCCCUGAGGAAGUUAUUUCAAGUGGAGAUUAUAAACAAUCAACAUAUUGUCAUCUCCUUCUUGGCUUAUAUUAUUGUGAUGAAAUUGAAUUUGUCACAUCAACUUUUGCAUAUAGUACAGUUCAAGCAUUCAGAUCAUUUGAAGAGUUGUGGAAGGAAUUGUGUCAUGAUAUAAGAGAAGGUACACUUAGUUCAAGAAUCAACAUAACCAAAGUUCAAAAAGUCGUCUUAGAUAUCAUUGUCCCUAAUCCAGAGUUGGCAUCAAGAAUUGAAUCAAUAUGUGAAGAAGUAGAAAGGGAAGAUUGGUUUAGUAUAAUCCCAAAAUUAUGGCCAAAUGUUAAAUAUGUUUACACAAUAAUGACUGGCUCAAUGCAACCAUACUUAAACAAAUUGAGACAUUAUGGUGGGGAUUUGCCUUUGGUUAGUGCUGAUUAUGGGUCCACAGAGAGUUGGAUUGGAGUGAAUGUGGAACCUUCAUCUCCACCAGAGAAAGUAACUUUUGCAAUUAUACCCACUUUUUCUUACUUUGAAUUCAUACCACUACAUAGAAGUAAGUCACAAAGUUUCAAUAAUAGCCACAAAGAUGCUAAUCUUCUAGCCAAUGAUGAUUUUAUUGAAGAUGAGCCUGUUCCCUUAUCUCAAGUCAAGAUAGGACAAGACUAUGAAAUUGUCCUCACUACUUUCACAGGUCUUUAUCGAUAUAGACUAGGGGAUGUAGUAGAAGUUGCCGGUUUUCACAAGAAGACCCCCAAACUCAACUUUAUAUGCAGGAGAAAGUUGAUAUUAACAGUAAAUAUCGAUAAGAAUACUGAACAAGACCUCCAGUUAGUGGUGGAGAGAGGUUCUCGAAUACUAAUAAGCAAGUCAAGAGCUGAGCUAGUAGACUUCACAAGCCAUGCAAAUGUAUCAAAAAAACCAGGCCAUUAUGUGAUCUAUUGGGAAAUCAAAGGAGAUGUUGAUGAAAAUGUUCUUGGAGAGUGUUGUAGGGAAAUGGAUGCUUCUUUUGUUGAUCAUGGAUAUGUUGUAUCAAGAAAGACCAAUUCAAUUGGACCAUUGGAACUUUGCAUUGUUGAAAGAGGUACUUUCAAGAAGAUUUUGGAACAUUUUAUUGGAAAUGGAGCAGCAUUGAGCCAAUUUAAGACUCCUAGAUGCACUAGUAACCAAGUCCUAUUAAGAAUCCUUAAUGUAUGUACCAUUAAAAGGUUUUAUAGCACAGCCUAUGGGUGAUAGAAUGUUU